GGCCAGUGGCAGACUCCUUGGGGAAAGGCUGGGCCCAAGGGCAAGGGACUUGGCGCCCCGGGCGCCGGAACCUUCGCGGUGAAGAUGGACGCCACCUAUCAUGUCGAAGUGCUUCGCCCAUAUCCUGCGGAGGACAGCUCUGUGUUUGUCCACAAGGGUGGGGCGCGCAAGGACUCGGACAUGAUCACCCUCGAGGGAAUGUCAGCGCGCGGCAACUUUGAAGGCGCGAACCGGCCGGGGAGGUGGCUUUCCAUGCUGGCGGCCUCGGUGGCCAGAGGUGCCCAGAUUGCGACCUAUGCGCGAGACCACUUCGACGCCACCGGCUUGGGGGAGAUUGCCGCGGCGGCUGGACCGGAGAUCCAGCGCGCUUGCGAAAUCCUGGAUGCCACGAAGAACUGCGAGCCCGCGGCCGCGGAAGUGGAGACGUCGGUGCAGACUCUGCUCUCCUACUGCGCCGACGAGGGCCUUACGGCCCACUUUCAGCGCUCGGCGGUGCUGGCGGCGAACAUCUACAACUUCAGCAUGAAUGCGCUGGAGGCCGCCGCGGUGCUGGCUCACCGCGGACAAUGGACUACGGAGCUAGCCAAAAACCUGGGCGCGCUGCCAGCGCCAGUGCGGGAUUUCCUCCAGAAUCCGGCCAACGACGAAGCCCUUCUGCGGGCUCUGACUGCGGCCUACAAUCACCAAGUGCUGGAUUCGCAGCGCCCGGUCGCCGCCGCGGGAGGGGACCCGCUUGGCAACUACGGCAACUACGCCGCCCCGCCCUUCGCCGAGCCGGCGCCGCCCGCGGCCGCCGCGGCUGCUCCGGCCGAAGACCCGCUCGGCGCAAGCCAGGCGCCUGCUGCGGGGCCGACGCUGUUUGGGCGCAAGCGCCCGGCGCCGGCCGAGGCUUCCGCGGAGCCGGCUCCGAAAAGGUCCUUAUUCGGCGCAAAGCCGGCCCCAAAGCCUGCGGCGAAGGCCCCCGCGGCCGCUCCCAACAAGCCGGCCGAGCAGCCAUCCGUCGGGGCGUGGCCAACCCCCGCUUUCCUCCGCUGGCUCCAGAGCACCUCUGACCUCACCGCGACAGUGGAGACCCCGGAGACGCUGCGGCAGGCCAUCGAGGCCGUGCCAAACUCUUUGCGGAAGCAGUACGACCUGGCGGAGGCGAGCGAGUCCUGCGCGGCGAGCCUCCGCGCGCUUCGGGAGGAGUACAUCGGAACCUUGCUCGAGGAAGCGGAAAUGUUCUGCGCCCCGAAGCACAAGGUGGCGCUGGAAGAAGACUUCAUAGGCCACGGCGUGCUCACUUUGUGCUACGCGCGCAAAGCCUUUGCGGAAGAGAGCAAAGCCGAGGAGGUCGCGGAGCUGAUCCAGCAGCUGAAGGGCGACCACGUGCCGGUGGAAGCAGAGAACCAGCUCGAUGAGGCGGCCGCAAUUUUUGGGCUUCUCUCCGCGGUGCCGGCGGACCUUUUGGAGUGGGCCGGGGUCAGCCCGGCGCGGAAGUACCGCUCCAUCCGCGCCAAAACCUGGCCUCGAGAUGUGGGCCGGGCUGGGACGCUGGCGUACUUGGCGUUCGCGGCACACCUGAAAAUCUUGCAGGACGACCACGGCGAGGAGGCAUCCGCCGUCGCUCCGGAGCACGGCGACGAAGGCGAGGCCCAGGCCAGAGGAGAGAAGCGAGGGCGGCCUCAACCUGAGCCAGCAGAGCCUGUCCUGAAGCCAGCUGCCGCCCGCAAGUACUGCCAGGGCUUUGACAACAUCCAGUGCGCUUUUGGCCCUGGAGGGGAGCGCGCGCAGCCCCACGGCCCUGCACAGUGUCUUUUCUGCAGCCCGCAGCGCCUGGAGGAAGCCUUGGGCGACCCCGCCCGCGCGGUCGCGGCGCGCAAGCGCUUUGCGCAGCUCGCCCCGCAGAUGCAAGCAGUUGCCCUGGGGCGAGUUCGGGAGCCUGGCUACCGGAACUGGCUGGCCGCAGUUGCCGCCCAACCUCAGGCAGAAGUGGAGGAGGCCGUCGCCGGCAAGUACAAGUACUGUCAGGGGUACAAUGGCAUCCAAUGCUCCUUUGGCGCUGAGGGUAGGCCCGCGCAGCCCCACGGCCCGGCGCGUUGCCUGUUCUGCAACCCGGAGCACCUGCAAGAAGCUCUAAAUGCUCCCCUCCGCGCGGCCGCGGCGCGCAGACGCUUUGCACAGCUCAGCCCAGAAGCGCAAGAAGCAGUGCUGGGGCGCGUUGUGCGGCCGGAGCACCGUGACCAACUGGCUGCAGCCCAGCCCCUGCUCGAAGCAGAAGAACCGGCGCCCAGAGCCUAUCGCCGGCAAGACCAAUCCUGGCGCGGAGCAGCGCCCUACACCCCGGAGGACCUUGCAGCGCGUUACAGCGCGGGCGCCGCGGCGUGGGAAGAAGUGUUGCGGCAAAGGCAGGCUGUCGCAGAGCCCGAGGUCGCCGCGGUGGAGUACCGGGUCAAGGUUGUCGAUGAUCGCCGCAAGAGCUUGAACAUGAUGCAGCAAGCAGAGCCACGACUGCCGCGCGGCGCGGAAGUCUCGAACGAGGAUAUUGUGGCCAAGGCGGCUGCCACGCGCCUGGCGGCCAACUUGCAACUCUGGGCGGAGUUCAACUCCUGGCAGGUCUGUGACUCAUGCGGCGCUCUGCAGCAUUGCAUCUUUUGCCGCAGCGCGCGUCCCGCGCCUCGGCCCCAGCCGCCGCCGGAUGCCUUGCGCGGUCUCUCGCUGGAUGUGCGACAAGCGCUGCAGCCGGCAGAGCCGGACUUCGGGCCUGUUGCCCGCUCUCGGGACCAAUUUGAACGGCUACAGGCAGCACGCGCCUACGCGGAUUUCUACUGGGAGCACGAGAGCUUUUUGGCCAACAACGCGGGGUGCGACGCUCGGGCGCGGCGCCGCUGGCUGCGCUUCAUGGAGAAAGAGGGGCUGGAGUGCGCCCUGUGGCCAGAUCUGUUCCUGGAGCGGCAGCACUGCUUGACCUGGGCUCGGCUGCAGAGCAGCAGCCGGCAAGCCCGCGGCAGCGAGCGCAGCACCUUGGAGGAGCGCUUGAACUUUGACCCCUUGAACGAGACAAGCCUGCCGAAAAAUGCAACCGGCCUAAAACGCUCGUACAUGGCCCUGGUGUUGUCGCCUAUCUUGGAUUUCAGCCUCUCCUACGAACUCCUGCACUUUGCCUUUGACCUUGGCUUGUG
Effrenium voratum is the source of this 3161-nucleotide messenger RNA. Lineage: Eukaryota; Dinophyceae; Suessiales; Symbiodiniaceae. The record is from the annotation of a GenBank genome assembly.